AUGAUUCCAAAGCCACUACGCACCGUGUGCACGGUUGCUGCCGUACUCGUCGGCGGAUUUUUCACACUGAAUUUGGCUUCCACUGCCACUAUUGGAGCGCUUCGGUUGGCCACCGAAUCCAAAAGGAGAAAGAUUGCGCUGCCUUGUGGGGUUUGUAGAGGGAAAGGGUUUUACAUAUGCAAGCUAUGCAAAGGGAAUAAUACCAUUGAAUGGUCGCCUCUGUAUGACCCAAUUGCCAUCAACCCCUGUCUUUGCCCAACCUGCGAUGGAAAUGGGAUACAGCGCUGUCUGAAUUGUGUGGGGAAGGGAUACAAUUGA
Messenger RNA from Prunus armeniaca (apricot), 318 nucleotides. The record is from the annotation of a GenBank genome assembly. NCBI's taxonomy places the organism in Eukaryota, Viridiplantae, Streptophyta, Magnoliopsida, Rosales, Rosaceae.